Molecule: messenger RNA, 1857 nt
Organism: Scleropages formosus (Asian bonytongue)
Lineage: Eukaryota; Metazoa; Chordata; Actinopteri; Osteoglossiformes; Osteoglossidae
Gene: otud3
Product: OTU deubiquitinase 3
Exons: 8
Coding region: 398-1438 (346 amino acids)
Biological process (GO): protein stabilization; protein K11-linked deubiquitination; protein K6-linked deubiquitination
Molecular function (GO): cysteine-type deubiquitinase activity
Source: RefSeq, a predicted model, not a curated record
GAAGGUGUCAUUUUUCCUCAGUUGACACAACUUGCCUAGCCCAGAAGUUUCUGUUUGUCACAUGCGUGUCGUGGACGGCGACGUGCGGAGUUGAGGGGAACUGAGAGAGAAUCUCUUUUAAUAAGCCGAGUAGAAUUAUAUUAAUAGCUUACGUGCCAGUAGGGUUGUACUUCUCCUAGAUCCCUUUUUUCCUAACCUAGUGCUGCACGUUGUAUCCCGUCGUCUGUUUUUUUUUUCCUGCGUACGCCGCCGGUCGGGGUCGGAGUACUUAUAUUUGUUUCACGUCAUCAGCUCGAGAUGCUGGUUAUUUCGCAGCAGGUGCCUUGACGUGCUGGGUUUCAGUGAGUGUGUGGUGUAGGCUCAACUGACUGCAUACGCCACUAUAGAGCACAACCCCAUGUCCCGGAAGCAGGGGGGGAAGCCGGUGCGUGGGAACCGGAAGUGUGACCUGGAGAGGAAGCGGGAUGAGCGUGCGGCACGUAGGGCCCUGGCCAAGGACAAGAGGAACCGGCUGCAGGGGGAGGACGAGGGUGACGAGUUCAUCAGCUUCACCAACCAACUGCAAGCACUUGGACUCCGGCUGAGAGAAGUGCCUGGGGAUGGGAACUGUUUGUUCCGAGCCUUGGGGGACCAGCUGGAAGGCCACUCCAGGGGCCACUUGCGCCUGCGUCAGGAGACUGUACAGUACAUGCGCACCCACCGGCAGGACUUUGAGCCCUUCGUGGAGGAUGACGUGCCCUUUGUGCAGCAUUUAAGCAACCUCUCCCAGCCUGGCACAUUCGCAGGAAAUGAUGCCAUCGUAGCCUUUGCCCGCUGCCACCAGCUGCGUGUGGUCAUACACCAGCUCAACAUGCCAUUGUGGGAGAUAAACGGUUCAGAGAAGCCAACAUGUAGAGAGCUGCACAUUGCGUAUCGCUACGGUGACCAUUAUGACAGCAUUCGUCGCAUUGGAGACAACUCUGAAAGCCCUGCCCAGCUGCGCAUUGAGAACUUGAAUCGGCCGAGAAGUCAGGGUGAAUCUUGCCGACCAGAAGAUGCACAGAGAGGCCGUCACAACAUGCCCUCACUGUCUACUUCUGCGGAGGAGGACCUGAUAUUAAGUUGCUUCGAUACCCACAGUCCCCAGGGUCUGGAUCCUGUGCUGAACUGCCCUGCCGAGUGGCUGGAGGAGGAGAAAGAGUGCAUACAAACAUGCCUCUCUGAUUCAUCCACACCUGCAGUGGGAGCUGAAAAUAAAGCGCCGGCAGACAGCAGUAACUCACAGAAGGCCAAGAUAUCAAACAAACAGAGGAAGGAGCAGCAGCGCCUGGAGAAGAAGAGGAGGCAAGAAGAGAGACAUAGACAGAAGGUCCUACAGAGCAGGGCUCCACAUGACCAGAACCUUAACCCGGCAGAACCAGUCACUUUGAUUCCAGCCUUGAACACACUGAGCAUCUAGAACUGAGCGAAGACGUGUACAAAGCUCAUGGGACUAGAGUUACCACUCUGCCAAGUGUCCGAUUUGAUUCAAUGUUUUGCACACCUCUCUUGUUCUUGUCAUAUGCUGAGUUUUCACAUUUGAUUAUGCAUCUGCAGAUGUGGCGGUUUGGGGCGUUCUGUGAGAGUGGGUGAUGUGUGUAACUCUGACACUUUCCCUCUGGAGAGAUGCUGUUUGAUUCAGGCAGAUUUAUUAUUUUUUUUUUUAGGGCCGAUAGGUUAUAGAGAUCAUAGAAAAUAGAGGUACAAUUUUUUUUUUCAAAGGGUCAGGAUAUCAGAAUAGGCUCUAUAUUCCAGAAACUCUUCAUGUCAGACAUAAUCAAGCAGCAUGCUCUACAGAUCUGUUUGGACAUAAUCCAAUCUGUUAUUAGAGUUUGCAAG